UUGUCAACUCAACUCAACUCAACUCAUCUCAACUCUGCUAAAUUGGGUAGUCAUGAACAGAGAUGGGCGGCCCGCCUUGCCGGCUUUCAGUUUGAGAUUAAGUAUCGGCCAGGACGUAAUAACCAGAGUGCAGAUGCAUUGUCCCACUUCCCCCCAGAGACAGCAGUCCCAGACCAGAGGGAAGAGCGAGAGGGACUGGAGAUACCAGGCUUCCGGGAGGUUCAGCCGUCAACAGUGACUGCCCUGUGUGUGGGGGUGGGCUGGAGAACCAAGGAGCCUGAUGACCAGGGGACUACAAUGGAACAGGGUACCCCACUCCAGCCUGACAGAACAUGGGCUCAGUGGAAGAGCCUACAAGAAAGUGACCCCACGCUGAGGAGAGUGCUACACUUCCUCCAGAGAGGCCAACACCCUAACAGACUGGAACGACAAGCGGAGUCCAAAGAGGUCCUAGAAAUACUGCGACAAUGGGAUCGGUUGAGGUGCAAAGACGGUGUGCUGUGCCGGACGUUUCAGGACCCCAAGGAAGUGGAUCUACGAACCCAAAUUGUCGCCCCAGCAGCAGGAAAUGGUGGGUGUGAGCGAUUUAAUCGGACACUGUUGGGGCUGUUAGGAACCCUGGGAGAGGAGCGGCGCCGCUGGCAUGAUCACCUGCAGGAGAUGAUCCAGGUGUACAACAACACAACCCACAGCGCCACAGGGUAUACUCCCUACUAUCUGCUGUUCGGUAGACACGGCUCCCUUCCUCAGGACUGCCUGUUAGGAAUACCAGAUGAGACUGGCUGCGCGUCGGUGGAGGACUGGGUAAAGUGCCAUCAACAGCGUCUGAGGUAUGCCUAUGAGAAAGCAGGGAAGCACACAGACAUUGAGAGAACCAGACAAAAACGACACUAUGACCACAACGCUGAGAACUCUCCCCUAUUGCCAGGCGAGCGGGUGAUGAUGAGAGACAUGAGGGCAAGGGGCCGAGGUAAGCUGGCCGACAAGUGGGAGGUUGUGCCUUAUAUAGUGGAAAAACAAACUAACCCAGAACUGCCAGUCUAUGUGGUCAGACCAGAGCAAGGGCAGGGAGCUGAGAAAGUGGUCCAUCGUAACAUGUUAAGGCCUUGCUCUUUUACCCCUGUGGAGAGGGCAGCUGAAACCCCCAGAGCAGUUGGGAGGAACCCUAGGCGUGGAGAAGCCACGAGACAGGUCCCGAUUGACCCCCAGCCAGCAGAGACAAGUAGAGCCACGAUGAGUUUCCCCUGGGUAGGGGUUUGGGCCCCUACAGGUGCGAGACCAGAUGGUGAUGUGGCGCGAGGCGGGCAACGACCAGACCACAACCAUCCAGAUGUCAGAGACGGGCAGAGACUCGAGCUUGACCAACCUAGACGAUCCACCAGGGCUAACAUUGGGAUUCCUCAACCAAAUAUGGAAACCAAUAACUUAUACAUCUAG
This is a messenger RNA of Clupea harengus (Atlantic herring), 1437 nucleotides long. RefSeq lists its product as uncharacterized. The transcript has 2 exons. The record is from RefSeq and is a predicted model, not a curated record. Lineage: Eukaryota; Metazoa; Chordata; Actinopteri; Clupeiformes; Clupeidae. Bases 298 to 1437 code for a protein of 379 amino acids. Gene Ontology annotation, molecular function: nucleic acid binding.